AUGUCUGAGAGGACCGGAAAGACUGAUCAAGAGGCAAGUGCCGAGGCCAUCGAUCGUGUCCACACUGCCGCUGCUCUUUCUAUUUCUCCGGAACUCUUCGAGCAGCUGUAUCUUGCGCCCAAGACAGCCGUUCGUGGGGAGUUGCGGCAAACCUUUGGCAACCCAACCCCCAUUGCUCUUGGUGGAUUCCUUCUUUGUACCACGCCGCUAUCGAUGAUACUACUGGAAUGGCAGGGUGCCGGCGGUAUAGCAGGAGCUGCGAACGUGGGUUCCUACUUCUUUCUAGGGGGCUUACUACUUGUUCUUGGGGGCAUUGGUGAAUGGAUCAUUGGAAACACAUUCCCUUCGACCGUCUUUUGCACCUUUGGGGGCUUCUGGCUUACCAUGGGAGCAACGAUCUGCCCCGGAUAUGGCGCCUAUGCCAUCUACUCGCCAUCUGGGAGUCCUUCCGAAGGACUAACCGAGCCCCAAUUCUUUGCGACCUUCUCGUUCUUCCUCAUUGGCAUGACAAUUCUCUGCGCCGUGUAUACAAUCGCCUCGAUCCGAACCAAUAUCGUUCUCUUUAGCAUUCUUUUGCUUCUGGUCCCUUGCUUUGCUUGCCUAUCCGCCUCCUUCUUUGCUGUUUCGCAUGGCCAAACCGGGCCCGCUAUAGUCUUUCAGCACGCAGGUGCGGCGCUUUUGCUUGUGGUCUCGCUGUUGGGAUGGUACAUAUUCUUUGCUCUUAUCCUGCUAUCGGUCGAAUUUCCAUUCAACCUUCCGUUGGGGGAUUUGUCAACUCUGGUAUCGGGAAUGAAGAAGAGAACUACGGAGAAAGAGCACGUGUAA
Clonostachys rhizophaga is the source of this 825-nucleotide messenger RNA. The record is from the annotation of a GenBank genome assembly. Lineage: Eukaryota; Fungi; Ascomycota; Sordariomycetes; Hypocreales; Bionectriaceae.